AGCAUAACAAACGCGAUGUCCGAUCGUGAUCGAGAAUAUCGUGGUGGAGGUGGUGGUGGUCGAGGCGGUGGCGGAGGCGGUGGCGGAGGUGGUGGAGGCGGUGGAGGCGGUGGACGCCAUCGUUCACGCUCCCGUGAGCGUCGCCGUAGCCGUUCCCGGAGCCGUGGCGAACGGAGACGAUCGUCCCGUUCUCGUUCGCCUUACCGCAAGCAUCGUUCGCGUAGGCGCAAACCUUCACUUUACUGGGAUGUGCCACCGCCCGGCUUCGAACACGUUACACCGCUGCAGUACAAAGCGAUGCAGGCGGCCGGCCAAAUACCGGCCAACAUAGUGGCGGACACACCGCAGGCGGCGGUACCGGUGGUCGGUUCCACCAUCACACGUCAAGCGAGACGGCUGUACGUGGGCAACAUACCUUUCGGGGUAACGGAGGAGGAAAUGAUGGAGUUCUUUAACCAGCAGAUGCAUCUUUCCGGUUUGGCACAGGCUGCUGGCAAUCCGGUUCUUGCCUGCCAGAUUAAUCUAGACAAGAACUUUGCGUUCCUGGAGUUCCGAUCGAUCGACGAAACUACGCAAGCCAUGGCAUUCGACAGCAUUAACUUUAAAGGUCAAAGUUUGAAAAUUCGACGACCGCACGAUUACCAGCCCAUGCCCGGUAUGACCGAUUCGGCGGCGGUCAAUGUUCCCGAAAAAUUCUCCGGCGUGAUCAGCACAGUAGUACCGGACUCGCCGCAUAAAAUCUUCAUCGGUGGUUUGCCGAACUAUUUGAACGAGGAUCAGGUGAAGGAGCUGUUGCUUUCGUUCGGGCAACUGAAGGCGUUCAAUCUGGUCAAGGACGCUGCAACAGGUCUGGGCAAAGGUUACGCCUUUGCUGAGUACGUGGAAUAUACAACUACCGAUCAGGCAAUUGCAGGGUUGAACGGUAUGCAGCUGGGAGACAAAAAAUUGAUCGUACAACGUGCCAGUGUCGGAGCGAAGAAUUCGAAUGCCGCUGUCGUAGCGCCGGUACAGAUUCAGGUACCGGGUCUUUCGCUAGUUGGUUCUUCGGGUCCACCAACGGAGGUACUUUGCCUGCUAAACAUGGUCACACCGGACGAGCUGAAGGACGAGGAAGAGUAUGAGGAUAUUCUUGAGGACAUUCGGGAAGAGUGCAACAAGUACGGUGUGGUGCGAAGUGUGGAAAUUCCCCGGCCCAUCGAAGGUGUGGACGUGCCCGGUUGUGGCAAGGUAUUUGUCGAGUUCAACUCUAUCGUCGACUGUCAGAAAGCGCAGCAAGCGCUUACCGGGCGCAAGUUUAGCGAUCGUGUCGUCGUGACGUCCUACUUCGACCCAGAUAAGUAUCAUCGACGCGAGUUUUAAGGACUUGUCGCAGAGCGAAUUCUGC
Anopheles maculipalpis is the source of this 1384-nucleotide messenger RNA. RefSeq names its product splicing factor U2AF 50 kDa subunit (gene U2af50). The record is from RefSeq and is a predicted model, not a curated record. Gene Ontology annotation, molecular function: poly-pyrimidine tract binding; pre-mRNA 3'-splice site binding. The transcript is spliced from 6 exons. Gene Ontology annotation, cellular component: nucleus; commitment complex; U2AF complex. Bases 16 to 1359 code for a protein of 447 amino acids. Gene Ontology annotation, biological process: mRNA processing. NCBI's taxonomy places the organism in Eukaryota, Metazoa, Arthropoda, Insecta, Diptera, Culicidae.